Chlorocebus sabaeus (green monkey) is the source of this 4899-nucleotide messenger RNA. Lineage: Eukaryota; Metazoa; Chordata; Mammalia; Primates; Cercopithecidae. The record is from RefSeq and is a predicted model, not a curated record.
CGGGAAUUAGGCCCAGGAGGGAUCUUCCUUGGUUGGCCAGACAAGGUGAAGGCUGUCAGGGCUCUUAAUCCCCCACUGAUGAACUCACAGCCAACACUUACUUGAGUCUCUACUGUGAGCCCUCUUACGUCUGGCUCAGAAAACUGAAGUGAAUCAAAAAGUCAUAGCCCCUGCCCUGUGAACCUUACAGUAAGAAAGACUAUCCAGAACAGUAAGUAAUUGUGAGUGCAAAAGAGAAGUGCUGGGUGCCACGGAGCCUCUAUGGGAUUUUGUGGAAGCAGAGUGAUGGACUGGGAAAUGCAAUGUUUAGGCUAAAGCCAGAAAGAGAGCCAGCGUCAGGCGAAGAUUUAGUCUUCUCGGUACAGAAUGUUCAGGGGUCGCGGGGCGGGCAGGCCCCAGCAUGCUCCAGGAACUGAGUGUCAGGACAGCGGGAGAGCACAGGACGAGUGGGCAGGGUGGCGACGGAGGAAACGAUGAGAAGGUUCCGCAGUACAACUCCUUGCAGAAAGCCUUCCGAGGUUAACCCUACUCCGCCUGGAGUCUUUGCCCAUCUGGUCCCAAGUCGGGCCCACUUGAAUGGGACCCUUCUGGGCUGCCUGGCCCCAGGAGCGACGCCCACGGCAGCCACUCUAACUUCUGGGGGCAAGUAAGCAGCGAGGGGUGGCCCGUGGUCGUCGUACAGGCACACCCUUCCUGGGCUGCCGACCUUGCACCUUGCAACGCGGACAGCGGGCACCGAGACCUCCCCGGACGGCCGCAACUCUCUGCAGUCUAGGCUUGCAAGCGUCGGGACGCGAAAAACUACACUCCCCACAACGCCUUGCGCCUCCCGCUCGCUGCGGUUCCUUAGGGCCAAUCGGGAGAGGCAGCUGUGGCGGGGGCCGAGGAGGGACAUUUUAAAAGGGCCGGAGAUUGCGGGCGUCAGUGGCCAUGGCGGAUACAGCGACUACAGCAUCGGCGGCGGCGGCGGCUAGUGCUGCUAACGCCUCGAGCGAUGCACCUCCUUUCCAACUGGGCAAACCCCGCUUCCAGCAGACAUCCUUCUAUGGCCGCUUCAGGCACUUUUUGGAUAUCAUCGACCCUCGCACACUCUUUGUCACUGAGAGACGUCUCAGAGAGGCUGUGCAGCUGCUGGAGGACUAUAAGCACGGGACUCUGCGCCCAGGAGUCACCAAUGAACAGCUCUGGAGUGCACAGAAAAUCAAGCAGGCUAUUCUACACCCGGACACCAAUGAAAAGAUCUUCAUGCCCUUUAGAAUGUCAGGUUACAUUCCUUUUGGGACGCCAAUUGUAGUCGGUCUUCUCUUGCCCAACCAGACACUGGCAUCCACUGUCUUCUGGCAGUGGCUGAACCAGAGCCACAAUGCCUGUGUCAACUAUGCAAACCGCAAUGCAACCAAGCCUUCACCUGUAUCCAAGUUCAUCCAGGGCUACCUGGGAGCUGUCAUCAGUGCCGUCUCCAUUGCUGUGGGCCUUAAUGUCCUGGUUCAGAAAGCCAACAAGUUCACCCCAGCCACCCGCCUUCUCAUCCAGAGGUUUGUGCCGUUCCCUGCUGUAGGCCCUGCUGGAGACGGCGCUGACGCGAGUGGUCCUGCCCAUGCCCAUCCUGGUGCUACCCCCGAUCGUCAUGUCCAUGCUGGAGAAAAUGUCAUCUCCAUGAGGCACGUCCAUCUUUUUGUUCACUGCCCUGCCCAGCAUCUAGCACAGUUCCUGCCACAGAGUAGAUGCUCAGACGUCUCUCCUGCAGGCGCGCCCCCGGCUGCUCCUCCCUGUGCAAAGCCUCGUGUGCCUGGCAGCCUUCGGCCUGGCCCUGCCGCUGGCCAUCAGCCUCUUCCCACAGAUGUCAGAGAUUGAAACAUCCCAGUUAGAGCCGGAGAUAGCCCAGGCCACGAGCAGCCGGACAGUGGUGUACAACAAGGGGCUGUGAGUGUGGUCAGCAGCCUGGGGCUGGAGCACUGUGCAGCCGGGGAGCUGAGGGGCAGGGCUGUAGACUCACGGCUGCACCUGCAGGGAGCAGCACGCCGACCCCAGCAGUCCUGGGCCCCCUGGGAGAGUGCUUCACCUGCAGUGGAGGGAGACUGACCAUUCACAUUUUAACAUAGGGAGAGGAGUUCUAACACAUUUCCUACAAAAAAAUAAUCAAGUGCAUUUCUGGGCCUUAUGUGGGGUUGUCAGAACUCCACUCAGCACAAUUAUGUGUGAAGCUGACAAAUCGUAGAGUGCCCAUGGGGUAGAAUUAGAAUCCUUUUAUACUUUGGUUUCUUUUUUAUUUUUAUUUUUUAUCAGAAUCAAAUCUGAGCCUUAGUUUCAGCUGACCAGAAGCGGCAGGAGGACAGGUCGGGGGAGCCAGAUUAGGCCUGGAGUUGGGUUGGUUUGGUGGCCAGGCUGGUAAAUUUAGGAUAUUACAAUGACCAGCCCAGAUGACUCCCUGGGCUGGCGAGGGGAGGGGAGAGAAGGUGGUCUGCACCCCACAGGAUGAACUAGCCGUGACUAGGGUCCUCAGGAAGUGGCCCAGGGAAUCAGGGAGCACUGGAGUCCUCUGCAAGAUUCUGUGGGCAGCUGGCUCUGAAUGUAGCCAGGCCACAUCCAUUCCAGAGCUGCAGAACCAGUCCCUCUGAGUGAAACCGGGUGACCCUGGAGCUAGAGUCCCCCUUUGUGGAGCUCUCACUGACUCAGGGCCCCUGAAGCAACCCCAGCUCCAGGCAGGAAGCACCAAGAAGGAAUGGUGCUUGGCAGGAACCGUGGACCUGCGCUUGGCUUCUUCAAGACCCUCCUUCCAGGCCCCAGGCUGGAUGCUGGGCACCGGGGCUGAGAGUGGGGCUGGAACUGGGCUGGCUGCCUUAUGGGGAGCUUCUUCAGCCACCAAGGCUGCCUGCCCCAUCCCAUCCCUUUCUAAGCAGGAAGGUCUCAUGCCUGAGAACGCCUAGGCCAGCUCCUUAGACACCUAUCAGCGAAGCAGCGUCAACCGAGGAGCAGUGGGUCCUGGCUCUGGCACUAAAUGGCAUUGAGAUGUUGGACAAGUUCAUUCCCUUCUCUGAGCCUCCACUCCCUGUCUGAAACCAGAAGACUGGAUCAAGGGGUUCCCACUGGCUCCUCCAGCAAGACCUCAUCUUUGCCUGUCCUGCUCAGAUGCUGGUCAUCCUGCACAUGUCCCCAGUGUGGACUCUGGACUGAGAAGGGCGCAGGCCCCUUUGGACCAGCAGUUGGCCUCAGAACCUGGACCUUCCCUUCUGUAUGUGACCCCGUAUCCCGGGAGCAGUUGGCCUUUGCCAAACACUUUACAGUUCUGGAGAAGGAGGUAACAUAGAUGCCUGGGCCUGAUGGUGGGGCCAUACCUGCGUGUCGCCUCUCACUCUGCAGCCUCAGAGGCCCCUUGCUGCUGGCUCCCAUCUCCCUGCCACUUGCAGACCAGGAAGGAAGAGCAAGCUGUACAGAGGGAGGCAGAGCGUGGGGAGGGUGUGAGCAGGGUGACACCUCAUCUGAAAGGCCCAAACCAGGGGGAAGCUCCAGCCUCAGUGCAGCCCCCUCCUGACCCCACCUAGUAUGGAAGCCUCCACCUGCAGCCCUGAGCCUCCCUCCCCUGGGGACUCCACCUCAGGGGAGAUUUAGGCCAGAGGUGAACAUUCAUGUGUAGGAAGAGGCUGGUGCAGGGCGGCAACUUAGGGCAGCGGAAGUAUGCUGAGGCGGGUCUUCUGUGGGUAUGGCCGUUGCCUCCGCCAGCCCCUGGUGCCCACCAGCUGGCUCUGCAGCACAUUGCCCCGAGGGGCCUGCCACUCUCCUGAGGAGUAGCCCACCUGCUGCCCGUAAGGAGGGGGACAAACCUGGAGGACAAAACAGCGGGGGAGUGGAGGUGCCACGGUGUUGGAGGGCCAGGCCUUUUUGAGCCAAUCACACCAUGAUGUGAAUAUGCCAGUGACUGCUGCACUGUGCGGGUCUCUAGGCCUGGACUAGGGCUGGCAUGUCUGGGUCCUCUUUUGAAAAGCUCACUUCAGGCUCACCCUGCUCCUACCUAUCAUAGGCUCUUAUCCUCGUGCACUUUAUCUUGGGACCAAAACUGCCUCCCCACCGCCCCUCCCCACCCUGCGCCUGCCGGAGGCCUGGCAGAGGUGGGUGCCCUAGCCCAGCCUGUGGCCUCAGCAUCUCAUAAUUUAUUUGCUUUGUCUCCUGGAUGAUUUCUGUCAUGCUCCCAAAUGCAGCUUCAGGUGAGCCGAGGGGUCUGCUCCUGUGGCGGUGCAGUGGCAAAGGAUCCAGAUAGCCCAGGGUGAGAGUGACAGAGGGACAGUGGGCUAUGCCAGUAGGCCCUGGUCUGGCUUUGGAAAGCCCCAUGAGGGGAAACCUUCACCCAGCACCCAUGCCCCACUCUGCUGAAGCCAGAGGAAGGGAGACCUGAGGGGCAGAUUGGUUCAUGCCUGGACCCACAGUCAGGGCAGGGCUGGCCAGCUGUGCCGGAACACAACCCACACCUGCAGUGGUUCUCCAUCCCUGGUGUCCCUGCCUGGCCCUCCGCUGAUCACUUCAAACAUUCCCUCAGGCUUGGGGAUGCCCUUCUUCCAUUUCCAGACAGCAAUGUGAGGGGGCAGGGACCAAGAUGUCAAGCUGGCCAUGGAGUCAAGCUGGUCGACAGACCCCUUUCACUCCUGGUUAUGAGCCAACUUGUUUCGUGUUCUGGCCUCUGGCCUGGGAGAAGGGCAGGAGCCUAGAGAAGGAAAAAGGCCCGUAGACAGACCCAGGGUGAUGUUCAAGCCUGGCCUAGUGAGAGUGAGGCCCCCGCACGCAAGCCUCAGCCACUCCCAGGGGCCUUUGCAGUGUCUUUUUAACCUUCUCAGAAAAUUUCUCAAUCUAUGUGAUUUGUGUAAUACUAAUGAGCUUUGGGCAAUAAAUACAGGAUUUCAAGCGUCA